Molecule: messenger RNA, 381 nt
Organism: Macroventuria anomochaeta
Lineage: Eukaryota; Fungi; Ascomycota; Dothideomycetes; Pleosporales; Didymellaceae
Exons: 1
Coding region: 150-350 (66 amino acids)
Source: RefSeq, a predicted model, not a curated record
UCUGCAAAGAGCAGAACUACUUCCAGUCGUAACAUGCGAGAUGGGCAUGCGAUUCAUGUGCGCUGUGCAGCUUCAUCGCAGGUAUCGCUGAGUGUAGACCAUGGCUCCAAACAGUCACCGCGCGAUUUAGUUGCAUAUGAAGUGAGGCUAUGAAGCCGGUUUUGCAUAGCAUUCGACGCCACCGACAGCCUUUGGCGUCGCAAUAUCCAGGAAUGAAACCCAGUGGAGCAAACCGGAAGCGUUCGCGAGAUCAUAUGAACAGGUAUAGCUCACCGGUGAGCACCGUUCCCAUCUUAGGCGAUGCACGAUCCCCUGAGUAUGCCUUACCCAAUAUUCAUGGUGGAGGCUGAAGGGAACAAUAGUACGCAGCUGCAUGAUUUG